Humulus lupulus (European hop) is the source of this 771-nucleotide messenger RNA. RefSeq lists its product as uncharacterized. The record is from RefSeq and is a predicted model, not a curated record. The coding region runs from base 1 to 771 and encodes 256 amino acids. The transcript is spliced from 3 exons. Lineage: Eukaryota; Viridiplantae; Streptophyta; Magnoliopsida; Rosales; Cannabaceae.
AUGGAGUACCAUCCUAUGCUGCAUCGCCUUGUUUCUACUGAUUUUGUGCAACCUGACAAUGCUGCUGAAAUGAGUUUUGACUCAAAAGAUGAUCACAUGACAAAAUGUGGAGGCACACUAUAUGAAGCUUUUGCUAAAGAUGGAAAUAGUCAAAUUUUUCCGCUUGCCUUUGGAAUUGGGGAUUCAGAAAAUGAAAAUGCAUGGAUAUGGUUCUUUAGAAUACUAAAAGAAGCAAUAGGAGAUCGAGAAGACUUGUGCAUAGUAUCUGACAGGCAGAAAAGCAUCAAAAAUCCAAUUGAACAAGUAUAUCCUGGUCUAUACCAUGGGGUUUAUCUUUAUCAUUUGAAGCAAAAUCUAAGGACUAAGUUUAGGGGAUUACAUGUGCAAGCCAUAUUCGAAAUUGCUUCAAGAGCCUACUCAACUCAAGAAUAUCAUUCUUCCAUGGCUGAGUUACAGAAAAUUAACCCUGAAAUGACCACUUAUCUUUUGCAAGCAAAACCAGAAAGAUGGGCUCGACCAUUCUUUCUGACAAAAAGGUAUAACAUUCUUACAAGUAACAUUGUUGAGUCUAUAGAUGCAGCAAUUGUGCAUGCGAGAGAAUUUCCUAUAACGUCAUUAAUAGAAGCUGUGAGAGAGAUGCUUCAAAGAUGGUUUUCAAUAAGAAAACAAGCAAAAAUCAACCAAUUUAUUGAAGUGACAAAAUGGGCAAAUGAUGAAAUGAAGAUAAAACUUGAUGUGGCAUUUCGAAUGAAGAUGCAAUUGAUGCAAUGA